This is a messenger RNA of Microthlaspi erraticum, 774 nucleotides long. The record is from the annotation of a GenBank genome assembly. NCBI's taxonomy places the organism in Eukaryota, Viridiplantae, Streptophyta, Magnoliopsida, Brassicales, Brassicaceae.
AUGGAGAGUGAGGAGGAAUGUCACGAGCUUGGAAUUGAAAUAUCAAAGGAGGAAUCAAAGGAAAGAAUUGAGAGUCUCAGGACCGAUAGAAAGAAGAAGAAGUUGAAAGAGAGAUUGCUUAAGGAAACUGCCAAGGCUGAUAAUCGAGGGGUUUGUUACUUAAGCCGCAUCCCACCGCACAUGGACCACGUUAGACUUCGCCAGAUUCUCUCUCAGUUUGGAGAUAUCGGAAGGAUUUAUCUUGCUCCUGAAAAUCCUGAAGCACAAGUUCAUCGCAAGAAGGCUGGUGGCUUUCGUGGCCAACUCUUUUCUGAAGGGUGGGUGGAGUUUGGUAAGAAAAGAGUAGCUAAAAGGGUUGCGGAAAUGCUGAAUGGAGAACAAAUUGGGGGGAAGAAGAAGUCGACGAUAUACUAUGAUAUUUGGAACAUCAAAUACUUGACCAAAUUCAAAUGGGAUGAUCUUACUGACGAAAUUGCAUACAAAAGUGCAAUACGGGAACAGAAGUUAACUAUGGUUCUCUCUGCUGCGAAGAGAGAGAAGGACUUUUAUCUAGCUAAAGUAGAGAAGUCUCGAGCCAUGACCGAGAUAGAUGCAAGAAUGGAGAAGAAGCGAAAGAUUCAGGAAGAAUCAGGUAGCACUGCUGAAGCAGCACCAGUCUUCCCUCCUAGGAAGAUUCGUCACUUUAGACAGAAGGAAUCAGUUACGAAUGAGACUUCUCAGAGCAAACCUGGGCUCUCCACAGAUUUCUUUGCAUCGGUAUUCGGUGGUUCUUAA